Molecule: messenger RNA, 1702 nt
Organism: Tripterygium wilfordii
Lineage: Eukaryota; Viridiplantae; Streptophyta; Magnoliopsida; Celastrales; Celastraceae
Product: sphingosine kinase 1-like
Exons: 10
Coding region: 94-1563 (489 amino acids)
Biological process (GO): sphingosine biosynthetic process
Cellular component (GO): cytoplasm; intracellular membrane-bounded organelle; membrane
Molecular function (GO): kinase activity
Source: RefSeq, a predicted model, not a curated record
AAUAACUCUGUCGUCAGUGUCACGAAUGCUUUCUACAAACAAGAAAUCCAGCCAACAAAAAUAGAAGGAACGAUUGAUUACCGGAGACUUGAUAUGGAUCAACCCAAUAAUCCGCAGCCCAUAAUCGCCGACCGGGUGCUGAUCAACGGAAUCGAGACGACGCUAACGUUCACCGAGGACGGGAAGCUACGUUGGAAUGCGGGAGGUCAAAAAUGUUUGACUGUGGAGAGGGAGGUCCUGGGGUUCUGCACUCAAGGUCGUAAGAUCAGGUUAAGGUGUGUUGUGGUGAAGGGAGACGGAGUCUGCUGUGUAAAGGACAGGGGAGGUCUAGUGAGGGAGAAUUUCUUGUUCGAGCUUUUCUCCGAGGACUCUCUGAGACUCUGGUGCCAGAAGCUCCGCGAGUACAUCGAUUCUCUUGGGAGGCCAAAGAGGUUGUUUAUCUUCGUGAACCCAUUUGGAGGAAAAAAAAUUGCUUCCAAAAUAUUUGUGGAUGUUGUAAAACCGCUACUUGAAGAUGCUGACAUCCAAAUUACAAUGCAAGAAACUAAACAUCAGCUGCAUGCCAAGAAAGUUGCUCACACCAUGGAUCUCCUGAAGUAUGAUGGGGUCAUUUGUGUUAGUGGUGAUGGUUUAGUCGUUGAGGUGGUAAAUGGACUGCUAGAGAGAGAGGACUGGAGUUCUGCAAUUAAGAUGCCCAUUGGAGUUGUUCCUGCAGGUACAGGAAAUGGCAUGGCAAAAUCUCUUCUCGAUUCAGUUGGUCAACCCUGUACAGCAUUUAAUGCUGUUCUUGCAAUUAUUCGAGGCCAUAAGCGUUCACUGGAUGUAGCUACCAUCUUGCAGGGGGAGAUCAAGUUUUUUAGUGUUUUGAUGCUUGCAUGGGGUUUGGUGGCAGAUAUCGACAUCGAGUCCGAAAAAUAUAGGUGGAUGGGGAGUGCUCGUCUUGACUUUUAUGCUCUUCAACGAAUAUUCCAUUUGAGACGGUAUGAUGGACGUGUUUGUUUUGUGCCUGCACCUGGCUUUGAGGAUCACGGGGAACCAGCCAAUUACAAUGAUGGUUCUAGUGACACACAUAGAAAUCAUGAUAGUAGCCUAGAGCAAGCCUUUGAUGUUCAACAAAAUGGCUACCAGGGAUCUGAUGUUAAGUUAGAGAAUCUAGACUGGAGGGCAAUUAAUGGGCCAUUUGUUUCGGUUUGGCUACAUAAUGUACCUUGGGGGGGUGAAGAUACACUAGCCGCACCUGAUGCAAAGUUCUCCGAUGGAUACUUGGACUUGAUUAUCAUUAGGGAUUGCCCCAAGCUAGCCUUGCUAUCAUUGAUGACAGAGAUGAGCAGUGGAGGUCAUGUCAGAUCACCAUUAUCCACAUACCUUAAGGUGAAAGCAUUUGUCUUGGAGCCAGGUCCACGCACUGACGACCCAACCAAGGAAGGUAUCAUAGACUCCGAUGGUGAGGUUCUGGCCCGAGGAAAGGGAACAUACAAGGAUGGCCAGAAAGGACUCAUGUCUUAUGAUAAGCUUCAAAUUACAAUAGAUCAAGGUUUAGCGACUGUAUUUUCUCCUGUAUAGUUUUGAACAUCACUUUUCAAAAGAGAAUCAUUUAGGCCACACCACACCUACACUAAGUAGAGACUUUGUUCAACUGUCUUAUAUGGAACCACAAUUCCACUGAUUAUUUUCAAGUUAGUAAUGGCAGUUUCAUUAGAUU